CGAGGCGGGGCGGGCUGGCCCGCUCAGUUCCUGUGCCCGCGGCGUCAGCCCGGUCCCGCUACCGCCGCUAUGCGCAGCCGGAGCAACUCGGGCGUGCGUCUGGACGGCUACGGGCGCCUGGUGCAGCAGACCAUCCUCCGGCACCAGGACGCAGUGACGGGCUUGCUCCCCGCCAGCGCCGACCACCAGGAUGCCUGGGUCCGGGACAACGUCUACAGCAUCCUGGCCGUCUGGGGGCUGGGCCUGGCCUAUCGCAAGAACGCCGACCGUGACGAGGACAAGGCCAAGGCCUAUGAGCUGGAGCAGAGCGUGGUGAAGCUGAUGCGGGGGCUGCUCCAGUGCAUGAUGAGACAGGUGGACAAGGUGGAGGCGUUCAAGUACAGCCGGAGCACCAGGGACUGCCUGCAUGCCAAGUACAACACCCACACCUGUGCCACCGUCGUGGGGGACCACGAGUGGGGUCACCUACAGAUGGAUGCUACCUCCCUCUACCUGCUCAUGCUGGCGCAAAUGACGGCCUCAGGCCUCCAUAUAAUUCACAGCCUGGAUGAAGUCAACUUUAUCCAGAACCUUGUGUUCUAUAUCGAAGCAGCCUACAAAACUGCGGACUUUGGGAUAUGGGAGCGAGGGGACAAGACGAACCAGGGCAUCACCGAGUUGAAUGCUAGCUCCGUUGGCAUGGCCAAGGCUGCCCUGGAGGCACUGGAUGAGCUGGAUCUCUUUGGAGCAAAGGGAGGCCCACAGUCGGUGAUACGGGUGCUGUCGGACGAGGUGCAGCAUUGCCAGUCCAUCCUCCACUCGAUGCUACCCAGGGCCUCUUCAUCAAAGGAGGUGGAUGCCAGUGUGCUCUCUGUCAUCUCCUACCCGGCAUUCGCUGUGGAGGACAGUGAACUGGUGGAGAUCACCAAGCAAGAGAUUAUCACAAAGCUGCAGGGACGCUAUGGCUGCUGCCGCUUCCUCCGGGAUGGUUACAGGACUCCCAAAGAGGACCCCAACCGCCUCUAUUACGAACCUGCUGAGCUGAAGCUGUUUGAGAACAUUGAGUGUGAGUGGCCUCUCUUCUGGGCAUACUUGAUCAUUGAUGGGAUUUUCAGCGGAAACAUGGAGCAGGUGCAAGAGUACCGGGAAGCCCUUGAGGGGGUUCUCAUCAAGGGGAAGAAUGGCGUGCGCCUGGUGCCAGAGCUGUACAGCGUUCCAUCAGAUAAGGUGGAUGAGGAGUACAGGAACCCCCACACUGUGGACAGGAUACCCAUGGGCAAGCUGCCGCUCAUGUGGGGGCAGUCCCUCUACAUCCUAGGCUGCCUGAUGGCCGAGGGGUUUCUAGCUCCCGGUGAAAUAGAUCCCCUCAACCGUCGGUUUGCAACUGUCCCCAAGCCUGAUGUGGUGGUUCAAGUGUGCAUCCUGGCAGAGACGGAGGGGAUCAAGGCUGUCCUGAGGAAGGAGGACAUUGACGUGGAGACUGUGGCGGAUGUCUACCCCAUAAGAGUGCAGCCUGCUCGCAUCCUCAGCCACAUCUAUGCCCGGCUGGGCCGCAACAAGCAGAUGUGCCUGACGGGACGGCCCUACCGGCACAUGGGCGUCCUUGGAACCUCCAAGCUCUACAACAUCAGGAAGAACAUCUUUACCUUUACCCCGCAGUUCAUAGACCAGCAGCAGUUCUACCUGGCUCUCGACAACAAGAUGAUUGUGGAGAUGCUGAGGACAGACCUCUCAUACCUCUGCAGCCGCUGGAGGAUGACUGGGCAACCGACCAUCACCUUCCCCAUCUCCCACACCAUGCUCGAUGAAACUGGCAGCAGUGUGCACCCCACAGUGCUGGCAACGCUGCGGAAGCUGCAGGAUGGGUAUUUUGGUGGUGCAAGGAUCCAGACGGGUAAGUUGUCGGAGUUCCUGACAACAUCGUGCCGAACACACCUCAGCUUUAUGGACCCUGGGCCAGAGGGUAAGGUCUUUGCCAAGAGUUAUGAGCUCAGCAUUGACAGCUUUGAGGAUCUAGACGCUGAGGAGUGGCUGCAUGGCUUGCAGAUAGCAGAGGAUGCAGACACAUACGAUGAGGUUGCUCAGUACCUGGACCACCUGCUGCAGCGCACGGUUCCCCAGUCUAACCUCCCUCCCACUGCCCAGCGGGGAGGGCUGAGCCGCUUUCGGGCUGCUGUCCACACCACCCGUGACCUCAUAUCCCUUGCGUCCAAAGCCAAGGACCUUCAUGUCCAGAAUGUUGGGAUGUAUGUCCCCAGCAAGAUCUUCCAGGCGUCCCAGCAGUCGGUCAAGUUGCUGAGUUCACCCCACCAGCAUGAUGUGGAUGGCAAGAGCCAUGCACUCCAUGCAGAGAUGAAUCUGCCCCGUGAUAAGGAUGGCAAUGUGGACUGUAAGGCACUGGUGGACCAGCUGCGCAUUUGCCCCACACUGCAGGAGCAAGCAGACAUCCUCUACAUGCUCCACAUCCUCAAGGGGCCUGAGUGGCACACGGGGCUUGAUAGCGAGCCUGGCCCCACCGUCAAGGAGCUCCUCACUGAGCUGUACGUGCGGGUGGGGGACACACGCCAGUGGGCCCUGAUCCGCUACAUCUCUGGCAUCCUCAAGAAGAAGGUGGAAGCUCUGGAUGAGGCCUGCACUGACCUCCUGUCUCACCAGAAACACUUGACGGUGGGGCUGCCCCCAGAGCCACGUGAGAAGACGAUCUCCGCUCCGAUCCCCUAUGAGGAGCUCGUUCACCUCAUUGAUGAAGCUAGCGAGAAGAACCUCAGUGUGUCCAUCCUCACCCAGGAGAUCAUGGUGUACUUGGCCAUGUACAUACGCACGCAGCCUGCGCUCUUUGCUGAGAUGUUCCGCAUCCGCAUUGGGCUCAUCAUCCAGGUGAUGGCAACGGAGCUGGCACACUCCCUGCGCUGCUCGGCUGGAGAAGCCACUGAGAACCUGAUGAAUCUCAGCCCGUCAGACAUGAAGAGCCUCCUCUACCACAUCCUCUCUGGCAAGGAGUUUGGGGUUGAAAGGAGUGUGCGAUCGGUCGACUCAUCGCUCACCACCGCCGUCUCCAUCUGCGAGGUGGGGGCUGUUGGGGCCACUAAGCCUGAGCGUGCUGGCAUCGUCAGGCUGAAAAGUGAGAUCAAACAGCAAUUGGAUAAACGUAGGCAGUCUCUGACUGGGAGUAAGCCCCUCAGUUUGCAGUCCGGGGAUGCUGACCUGAAGUCCUCUCUGUCUGCUGGACACUCAGAGUUGCUGGGCAAGGGCUCCUUUUCAAGCAUGGUGGAAGACCAGGGCAGUAAGGACAGCCGCCAGGGCCAGUGGCAGCGGAGACGGCGGUUGGAUGGGGCCCUCAACCGUGUCCCUGUGGGCUUCUACCAGAAGGUCUGGAAGGUCCUGCAGAAGUGCCAUGGCCUCUCUGUGGAGGGCUUUGUUCUCCCCUCUUCAACAACCAAAGAGAUGACCCCAGGGGAAAUGAAGUUUGCUGUGCACGUGGAGUCAGUCCUCAACCGUGUGCCCCAGCCAGAGUACAGGCAGCUGCUGGUGGAGGCUAUCUUAGUGCUUACCAUGCUAGUGGACAUGGAAGUGCACACCAUCGGUGGUAUCAUAGCUGUGGAAAAGAUCUUGCAGACAGCCAAUGACCUCUUCUAUGAGGAGCAGAAAGCCCUGGGCGCUGACGACCACAUGCUGGAGAGGGAUCCUGCGACAGGCAUCUGCAGCCUGCUGUAUGACAGUGCGCCGAGUGGUCGGUUUGGCACCAUGACUUACCUGUCGAAGUCAGUGGCCAUGUAUGUGUACGACUUCCUGCCCACCGAUGGCUGCUCCAUGCAGUAGCUCUUGCAGCUCCUCUCCCCAGGUUGCAGGUGCUGCAGGAGGGUUGUUUCAUACAGGUUUUAAAGGUGGGCAUUAGGCUAGUUUGCAGGCAGCCCAUGUGGCCAUCUCUCCUCCCAGUCCUGGCCUCUUGGUGGGUAAGCAGCAAUCCCAAGGAGCUCCGCAGGAGGCAUGCAUGCUAAGCUGACCUGUGCCUGCAUGCAGCCUAUGGAGCAAGGGCUGGCAGGGAAAGGCUGAGCUUUGAAGCCUGCUUGUGUUAGAAGAGUCUGCCUGCAUGGCUCCUCCUGGGCCAUCAUCCCUGGAGGUCCAGGAUCCCUGGUUUGAGGGAGAUAGAAAGGGCCCCCGUCACCAGUUGUGUAUGCUCAGCACUGCAGCGCUCCCUCACCAGCUCACGCUCUCCCUGCCUCCAGCAGAUUUGAGAUUUUUAACCUGUUCUGUGCUACUUUUUAUUCCAAAUCUGCAGGGUUUAUACUAGUGUAGGCUGGAGCUCUUGCUCUUCCUGCUGCUGUUGGAAAAACUUUGUUAGAGGAGUAGGGGAUGCUGCCAGAGCCUCUUCUCCAGCACAUGAAAAAUCAGGAGUCCAAUCCAGCCACAGCUGUGCUGCUUGGAAGUGGGCAGCCCAUCAUGCCUUGCUCAGGGGUCCUGUGUGCAGAGCUGGGGAGGGUGUGGGAGCCAGGAGCAUCCUAAGGUGGUAAGAGAUCCCUGUUACCACCAAGCUGUGAGGACAGGGCUGCUGGCUGGCUGGGGGAUGCUGGUGGCAGCCCCUCUGUGCCAUCUGCUCUGUCCCUGACAGUGUUGCUAAUGGCUAAGUUGCAGGUUCCUGAGUUCAUACAUGCCCUGUGAAGCAGCUUUUUGCUGGCUGCUUGGCUUGGUGUUAGCUGUGCAUCACAGAUGUGCCUUUAAUGCUCAGCUCUGGCCUCUGCCCCAGGUCCCACAGCCUUGCACAGAAAAGGGGUGGUGACUUUAGAGUGGGUCCCAGCUCUGGUCUAUCCUGCAGGUCAAAUCCCACAUAGGAUAAUGUGGUUGGACUGAUAGGGAUCAGGCACACAAAAUCACAGAAUGGUUUGGGGUGGAAGGGAUCUUUUAAAGGUCAUCUAAUCCAACCCCCUUGCAAUGAGCAGACACAUCUUCAGCUAGAUCAGGUUGCUCAGAUCCCCGUCCAAUCUGACCUUGAAUGUUUCCAGGAAUGGGGCAACUACUGCCUCUCUGGUCAGCACGUGCCAGUGUUUUGCCACCCUCGUUGAAAAACAUUUAUUUCUUAGAUCUAGUCUAAAUCUACCUUCUUUCACUUUAAAAUUGUUUCCCUGUGUCCUGUUGCUGCAGGCGCUGGUAAAAAGCUUGUCUCCAUCUGUCUUAAAAGCCCUCUUUACGUACUGAAAGGCUGCAAUAAGGUCUCCCCAUGGAGCCUUCUCUUCUCCAGGCUGAACAACCCCAACUCUCUCAGCCUUUCUUUAUAAGCAGAGGGGUUCCAGCCCUUGGACCAUUUCUGUGGCCUCCUCUGGACCCGCUCCAAAAGGUCCGUGUCCUCCUUGUGCUGGGGAUGCCAAAGCUGGAUGCAGGACUCCAGCGGGGGUCUCACCAGAGCAGAGUGGAAGGGCAGAAUCCCCUCCCUCCACCUGCUGGCCGUGCUGCAGGUGAUGCACCCAGGACACAGCUGGCCUGGGCUGCGAGUGCACAUUGUCGGCACAUGUCCAGCUUUUCAUCCACCAGUUACCCCCAGGUCCUUCUAGGCUGGGCUGCUCCCAAACCUUUCAUCCCCCAGCCUGUACUGGUACUGGGGAUUGCCUUGACCCAGGUACAGGACCUUGCACUGGGCCUUGUUGAACCUCAUGAGGUUCACAUGGGCCUAACUCCUCCAGCCAGUCAAGAUCUCUCUGGACGGCAUCCUGUCCCUCAGGUGUGCCAACCACACAACUCAGCUUGGUGUCAUCUGAAAAUUUGCUGAGGUGUUUCCCUUUUUCCAGUCACUGAGGACUUCACCUGACUGCCAUGACUUUUCUAAUAUCAUGGAGAGUGGCUUGGCAACUACAUCAGCCAAUUGCCCCAGGACUCUGGGUUGCAUCUUGUCAGGUUACAUAGACUUAUGUAUGCUCAAGUUCCUCAGGUGGUCACAAACCUGAUCUCUUCUAGUGGGAGGGAUUUUUCUCCCCCCAUCCCUGCCUUGCAGUCUGUCCACUUGAGAGGUGCGGAAAGAGAGGUUGCCAGUGAAGACUGAGGCAAAAAAAAUUGAGUGCCUCAGCCUUGUCCUCGUCUGCUGUUACCAGUUUGGCAGUUGUGUUUAUAUCAGGGUGGAUAUGCUUUCUUUGGCCUUCGUUUUUCUGGCUGACACACCUGUAGAAGCCCUUCUCAUUCUUUGCGUCGCUUGCCAAAUUCAGCUCCAGCCAUGCCUUGGCCUUUCUGACACUCUUCCUACAAAACCGGGCAGCAUCCCUAUACUUUUCUCAGGAUACCUGUCCCUGCUUCCGCUGCCUGUGUAUUUCCUUCUUGCCCUUUAGUUUGACCAGCAGGUCUUGACUCAUCUGUGCUGGUCUCUUGCCUUCCUGAUUUCUUACACCUGGGCAUCAGGAGCCCUUGUGCUCUAUGGAUAGUGUCCUUAAAGAUCUGCCAGCUCUGUUCUGCUCCCUUGUCCCUGAGGGCAGUUUCCCAGGGGAUCCUAUUGACUAACUUCUUGAAGAGCUGGAAGUUUACUUUCCUAAAAUUCAGGGUCCUGACUUUACUCUUCGCCUGACCCACAUCCCUCAGGUCUGUGAACUCCGCCAGUGCAUGAUCACUGCCACACAGGCUGCCUCUAAUCUUGAUGCCAGUGAUUAGCUCACUUGUGUUGGUGACUUAACAGGUCCAGUAUCACAUCCCCUCUGGUAGGGCUGUCUAUUACCAGGUUUAAGAAGUUACUCUCCAUGCACUCCAGGAAUCUCCUGGAUUGCCUACAGCUCACCAUGCUGCUUUUCCAGCAGAUGUUGGGUGAUUGGAGUCCCCCAGUAGGCCAAGAACCUGUGAGCACGAUGACUUCUGUAACUGGAGAAAUAAGACUUUGUCAGUAGGCUCCCUCAAUUGGGCAGUCUGUAGUAGACACCAACCACAAAGUUUUCUUUGUUGCCUUGGUCUCUAAUUCUUACCCUGAAGCUUUCAACCUGGUCAUGGCUAUUCUUCAGAGUCAGCUCUUCCCACUCUAUCCAUUUCUUGAUGUAGAAGGCAACAGUCAUGGGACUUGUCCCACCAAGUUUCAGUAAUAGCAGCUAGGUUGUAGCUUUCUAGCAGCAUGGUGGCUUCCAGCUCCUCCUGUCUGUUGCCCAUGCUGCAUACAUUGGUGUAGAGGCACUUCAGCUAGGCUGUCAGCCAUGUCACCUUCUUAGAGGAACACCCCUUAUUUCCUUUGGAGUAUUUCACUGGUGUUUCCCUACUGGCUGGUAGAACCUCAGGAGCCUCUGGCUCAUCUACGUAAGACUUCAAGCGUGCUUCAGUGUACCCAGCAUGUCUCAGAGGAGCAGGCUCAGGGCCCUCAUUAGCAACCUGUCCCUCUAACCUUGGCAUGUCAUCCACCAGCUUGGCACAGGAGGCCUGAUAUUAUCCCCCUCCCCCUUCAAGUCUAGUUUAAAGUUCUGUCAAUGAGCCCUGCUAGCUCAUGAGCAAAGACCGUCUUCCCUCUCUGACAAAGGUGAAUCCCAUCUGAUGUGAGCAGGCCUGGUUCUGUGUAGGUCAUCCUAUUAUUGGAAAACCCAAAACUGUGGCAGUGGUAUCAGCCACAGAGGUUGUAUUAAUAGACUGGGCCUGUCUGUUUAUUCCAAUGUCCCUGCCCACAACAGGCAGCACCUCUGGUGUAGAUGGAAUGUCAUCCACAACAUCCAUUGACUGGCUUUCCACAGCCAGAGCCUUGUACCUGGGGUACGAGGAAGGCGAGGUGGGUAAGGAGGGGGUUCAUCUGCCAUGCCAAGAAUGGACUUGCUUCCAUUCAGUCCUUUCCUUUAAGCUACUGCCUUCAGCUUGGCAGGGGGAGGAUACAGGAUCCCCUUGAUCUUAGUUGGGUGGAUUUUUUUGUGGUGGUGGUGGUGGUUUGGUUUUUGUUUUUCCCCCCUGGUGGCGCUCCUGCCUCAGGGAGGGCAGAGCUUGGUUCCACCAGACUCUUCCUCUGACUCCCUGAUGCUCCUUAGCCCUCCUGCUUCCUCCUGUAGCUCUGCCACCAGGCUGAGGAGAUCAUCCACCUGGUCAGGCCUUGCACAGCUGUUCUUACUGUCAUCUGUUAGCAGUGAAAGGCUCUAGCACUCUCUGCACCCUGCGGCCUGGGUGGCUGCUUGCUAUUGCGGGAGCUCUGCCUGGGGUGCCACAUCAAUUCUGGCGAGUGCAGAGGACAUAGCUUUCUGCCGUGUGCAUAUCAUAGCUAAGCUCCUUCUGAGAGGAUAAUGACCAUGAACUGAACUCACCUCUUGAGCUGGUAGCAUGACAAUAUUCCCCCCACCUCAAACCACCAUGCCACACUUCUUGCCUGCUGCGGUUCUAGCAUUCCUGGUCACUAGCACUUCCCAGGCUGCUUUUUGUAGGUGCACCAGGAUCUGCUGCUCUGCACUGGGAUGGCUCUGGAGCCGCUCCCCUCAGUGACUGAUGUUUUCCUGUGUGUUUUCUGAUCUCCAGGUUUGUCUGGCCUUAGAGCUGGGCUUGAGAGUGGUUCCUGGUUUGUCUCUCAGGGCUGCUUUCUAAGGGUAGCAGCUAUUCUGUAGUCGUUGCACACUGUUCCUUCAACAUAUGGUAAAUCCUGUCCCAGGUGGAGGGGGCUUGAAGAGAGCGUAAGCCCCAGCCCGCCUUUCUCUAGAGAGACUCAGGAAGCUGCAGCUGGCAGUCAGCAGGCUCUGGGCCAAGUGCAGGGACCCCCAGCAGCAAGCUUUGGGCACCUCCUGGGGCUCCUUUGGGGAGCAGGGCCCAGGGCUGUGUCAUCUCUGGUGGGAGGCCUCCCCGUACAGGGCGGGGGCUGGGCAGGUGGAAGCAUGCAGGCCUCGGGUCUUUUUUAGUGACAAUUAUUACGUUUUUAAAAGAAAAAUCACACCCCCGAGCUGCGUGGGGUGGGGGCGCCCAAUAAAAUAUCUCUAACACGA
Messenger RNA from Phalacrocorax carbo (great cormorant), 8879 nucleotides. The record is from RefSeq and is a predicted model, not a curated record. NCBI's taxonomy places the organism in Eukaryota, Metazoa, Chordata, Aves, Suliformes, Phalacrocoracidae.